AUGAAGGAUUAUGAUGACACCAUAUCUUUUUUGGGUCAGUGGGGACGCUUCCAGCAGAUUGUUUUCUUCCUGCUCUGUGCCAGCAUUUUGCCUAAUGGAUUUGGCCCUUUCUCUGUUGUCUUCUUGACUGACAUUCCCAGUCACCACUGUCUGGUUCCUGAGGUUAACCUGACCCAAGAGUGGCGCAAUGCUAUCAUCCCGAUAGAGGUGAUGAAUGGGAAACAGGAGCAAAGCAGAUGCAGUCGGUACAGGCUGGAUGUUGUCAGAAAUCUCUCUGCUCAGGGAUUCAUUCCUGACAGUGGCGUCAGUCUCACUGACCUGGAGCAGGAGGGCUGUGUGGACGGGUGGAGCUACAGCAGAAAGAUGUACAAAUCCACCAUCAUCACUGAGUUUGACCUGGUGUGCAGUGAUCAGUGGAAGCAGCCGUUCACCUCCACAGUCUACUUCCUCGGAGUUCUUAUGGGGUCCUUCUUCUCAGGACAGCUCUCAGACAAGUUUGGAAGAAAGCCUGUUUUCUUUACCACCAUGGCACUUCAGACUUUUUUUUCCUUUGUUCAAAUCUUUUCACCUUCUUGGACGGUGUUCUCCAUCCUCCUUUUUCUCAGUGGCUUAGGGCAGAUCUCCAACUAUAUAUCUGCCUUUGUGCUGGGCAGUGAGAUCUUGACUGGCAAUGUUCGUGUCCUGUUUUCAUCAUUGGGCGUGGGUCUGUCCUUUUCCUUUGGCUACAUGAUGCUGCCUCUCUUUGCUUACUUUUUGAGGGACUGGAAAUCUCUUCUGCUGGCUAUCUCUCUUCCUGGCCUGCUCUACAUCCCCCUCUGGUGGUUCAUCCCAGAGUCUCCUCGGUGGUUGAUCUCUCAGGGAAGAGUGGAGGAGGCCGAGGCCAUAGUGAGAAAGGCUGCUAAGAAGAACAAAGUCAAGGCUCCAAAGGUCAUCUUUAAAGACUGUGGUGCACAUGCUAAUGAGACAGAGACAACCCCAAAGGAGCACUAUAAUGUCUUUAACCUUCUGAGGACAAAAAACAUCAGGAGCACAACUGUCAUUCUGUGCCUGGUGUGGUUCACUCUGAGCACUGGAUACUUUGGCUUGUCCUUGAAUACAUCCCAACUUCAUGCAAACCCCUAUAUCAGCUGUUUCCUCUCAGCAGCUGUUGAGGUACCAGCAUACAUUUCCAGCUGGCUGGCACUGCGAUACCUUCCACGACGACUGUCUGUCAUCUGUAUCUUGCUGGUUGGAGGUGUGUCGCUGUACUGCAUUCAGCUGGUGCCUCAAAGUUUAUCAGGGCUGUCUGUUGCUCUGGAGAUGCUGGGUAAAUUUGCAAUUACCGCAGGUACAGCCCUGAUGUUCGCCUUUACAGCUGAGCUUUACCCAACAGUGCUCAGGAACACAGCAACAGGGACGUGCACUGCUGUUUCCAGAGCGGGCAGCUGCAUUGCUCCUUUUUUGUUACAGAUGGGUGUAUACUAUAAGUACCUGCCUCAUAUUGUCUUGGGGACUUUGGCUGUGGUGUCUGCCUUUGCUGCUUUUUUCCUGCCAGAGAGUUUUGGACGACCUCUACCUCAAACUGUUCAACAGAUGCACAUAGGAGACAGCAUGACGUGUCCCUUCACCACAAGAAAAGAACAUUCAAAACCUGUUGUUCUUUUUGAAAGUCAACUCUGAUUGUCUAAAACAUUACUUAAAUUACUUAUAAUAAAUAUUGUGCUAUUUAUUGCGUAUUAUUGUUACUGUUUACC
Plectropomus leopardus (leopard coralgrouper) is the source of this 1733-nucleotide messenger RNA. RefSeq names its product organic cation/carnitine transporter 2-like. Gene Ontology annotation, biological process: transmembrane transport. Gene Ontology annotation, molecular function: transmembrane transporter activity. NCBI's taxonomy places the organism in Eukaryota, Metazoa, Chordata, Actinopteri, Perciformes, Serranidae. Gene Ontology annotation, cellular component: membrane. The record is from RefSeq and is a predicted model, not a curated record.